UGCGUCUGCACCGGAAGGAGGUAACAGAGGGCCGCUGAAGGGCAGGGCCCGGGCACCCCAGCGGGACGCGGACUCAGGACAGGCUGCGGGCAAGCCCAGCUUACCUCGACCCGCGAAGCUCCUCGGUGGCCGGAAAUGAACCGAUCCGCGAAUCCGGAAGCCGCCUCCUCUACCAGUCACGUGAAGUUUGAUCUGGGGAAGUCCGUAGACAUCAGCUCUACUGACACUAAGGAUGGCGGCACUGCAAGGUCCCCAUUGGAGCCGGCGGACAAGUCGGACACGACAGAGUCGAAAUCUGAGUCGGGAUCGGAUUCCAGAUCAGAGGAAGACAAGGAGAGUCCGGCCUCGAUUAAGGAGAUAAAGGCGGAGACACCCCAACCGAAGGACCGCCCUGGCGUGCAGAUUAAGCUCUCAUGGUCACAGAAGAUAAAGAGCUGGACAGCAAAAAAGAAAAGAAAACUGUACCAGCUCGUCAUAGACAUCAUCAUGAUGAACCGAGUGUGUAAGAUGUUCCGUCAAGGCCUCAGGGGAUUUCGGGAAUAUCAGAUCAUUGAGCCUGUUCACAAGAAGCAUCCUGACUUCUCCUUCUGGGAUAAAAAGAAGCAAGGCCGUAUCUCGUUUGUUACCGAGGACUUUGCUGCACAGGAGGGUCACUUCCCUCCGAGGGCCAUUUCUAUCACACAGAAGAAGCCAUCCUGGAGGACCCACCAGGAGAUCCAAGACCUCUGCAAUAUUCUUCAGGCUCUAGAUUGCUACCGCAGCUACACAGAGUCUCUACAGCUGCUCCUGGCCAAGGUCAUACGCUUUGAAAGGUUCGGUCGCCGGCGCGUCAUCGUCAAGAAGGGGCAGAUGGGCAAUAGCUUUUAUUUCAUCUACCUGGGCACAGUGGCCAUAACUGAGGACGAGGAUGGGAGCAGUGCUUUCCUGGACCCUCACCCAACACUGCUGCACAGGGGUGGCUCCUUCGGGGAAAUGGGCCUUCUAAGCACCACAGUAAGGAGUGCCACGGUGGUCUGCAUGGAGGAGACAGAGUUCCUGGUGGUCGACAGAGAGGAUUUCGUUGCAAAUAAGCUGGGUGACGAAGUUCAGAAGGAAACUCAGUAUCGGUACAACUUUUUUAGGAACUUGGACAUAUUCCAGUCUUGGUCUGAAGAGAAGCUCUGGAAGCUGGUGGCCUUGGGGAGGAUAGAGAGGUUCUCAUACGGACAGAUGGUGUCUAAAGACUUUAUGAAUUCGGCAUUCAUCACAUUUAUCUGCCAGGGACUGGGAGGACUGCUGCAAGGCUGGAGGCUUUGAAGGAACUUCCUGAAGGAGCCGAGAGGAAGAUGAGACCCGUAGAUCCAAGGUAUACACAGGACUGACAUGCUCUGGAAUUGGCUUGUGUGGGCAUCCCCAGCUGAGUGUUACAUAUCAGCCAUUUUAUGAGUUGGUAACACAAUACUUUUUUUUGUUGUUUAACUUAUAACUUUGUUGAUAAUAAUCACAUGUAAAGAUAUUUUAGAACACUCAUAUAGGAGACACGGGAUAACAAUGGGAGCUCUUUGGGAUUCAUGUAACUCCUGCAGGCAACUCUAGAGGCUUUCUCAGUCAAGAGCAGAGGCCCAAAACUGGCCAGAUUCAUUUUGUGGAACCAACCGCACGCCGUGCACUGACUUCCUGUCCGAGCCUUGAGUUUACUGUGGAAGAUAGUGACAGAGAGCCUCAGUAUGCUGCAGUGCCACAACAUGAAACCAACCCAUUUGUCGUCCUCAAGCAGACAGUGUCACCGCAGGAUAGGGGACCAAGUGCGGUUGCUUGCCUCUGGGAGGAGUGCUCCCUGAGCCUGCCUUUGGAGCAGGAAAAGACAUAAAAGCUCAUCUCAAUGGGGACUAGAAAAUCAGGAUGAGGGAGGGUGAGACCCCCAGGAGCUCACUGUAAAUUGGAAGUAUAACUGGAUCGCAACUGACACUUCCUCCCCCACUCCCCUCCGCUUCUGAGCUGCAGCCAUGAUGUAACAACAGACAGAUUUGGGAAAGGGACUCCAGAAAACAUUUCCAUUCCGUUGUGACUUCACAAACAUCAAAUGGAAAUGACAGAGACCCCUCCCACCAGUGGAGUGAUUAAGAAAAGGGCGGGACAGGACACUUAAUGAAUACUAAUUAAAUGCAUACUAUUUCAAGUGUCUGCUGCAUACCAAGUGGUCAUCCUCUGAAGACCCGGUAGGAAAACGCUUGCUCGACAGGGCAGAGAGUGUGAGAGGAGACAAAUGAACCAGAUCUUUUGGAGAUCAAUAGGGGGAGGUCAAAACAGGCCGGUGGGCCGGGUGUGGUGGCGCACGCCUUUAAUCCCAGCACUCCGAAGGCAGAGGCAGGCGGAUUUCUGAGUUUGAGGCCAGCCUGGUCUACAAAGUGAGUUCCAGGACAGCCAGGGCUACACAGAGAAACACUGCCUCAAAAACAAAACAAACAAACAAAAAAACCCGAAAAACAAACAAAAAACAAAAAACAAACAAACAAAAAAAAAACCAGGCCGGUGGGACAAACCAGGAAUUCCUGAGCUUGGAAAGUUCUCUUGCCUAAAAUCUAAAAAAUGAUUCGUGCCUUCAGUAACCUGGGGCCAUGGUGUUCUAUGAGGAAAAAAUCAAAUACAAAAAGGAUCUUGGGGCCAGCAAUAUGAUUCAGUGAGCAAAGGAGCUUGCCGCCAAGCCUGAUGACCUGAGUUCAAUCCCUGGGAUUCAUUGACACGGUGGAUGUUGAGAACCAAUCCCAAGCUGUCCUCUGGCCUCCACAUCCAUGCUGUGGCAUGAGGCCCUCUCAAGAGGAAGCCUCAUGUGAGACUGAGAGAUGGCUUUUGGGAUUUUUUUAAAACUCACUAGGGAAUUUCUAAUAAGUGUGCGUAUUUUAUUCAAUAUGAGUAGUGUUGGCACCCCCUAUUUUUGUCAUGCCAAGGAUUGAACCACGGGUGUAUUUACCACUGAGAUACACCCCCAUGCCCCCUUAAAAGAUAGUUUAUAUUAAUUAUACAUUUUCUAACAUCUGCCAGUCUUAUUUUGGAGACAGGGCAUCUAUUUGUAGCCCAAGGUGGCCUUGAACUCUUCAUCCUCCUGUCUCCACUGUUGAGAAUUCCUAUGCCCCAUGCGGGGGCCUAAUGCACCCCUUAUGUGGUAACAUUUGUGUGCCUGGGGAAAGUGCACGUUUCUCCAUUGUUAAACUUAUCAGCACCACUGGGGGGAGUGUUGUUCUUCCCGGGCCAGGCCCCUCUCCCAAAGGGAUUAAGGCUGGCUAUCACCAGAGCAAAAGGGGAUUUAUCUCAGGCCUGUUAGUUAAGUAGGUAGCAGAUUGGUGGAGGGCUGGAGGGGUGGGGAAAGCUGCCGAGGCAGAUUCUGAACUGCAAAUGCCCGAUACUCAGGCGAAGGAGGAAGCCACUCUCACAGCCCUUGCCCACAGUAAACAAGCAGCUAACCAGCACUUCCCAGCCUGUGGGAACCAGCACAUCCACCAGUGGGACCCAAAGAGCCCCAGCACCUUUGCUGCAAGAGCAGGAAUUGAAAUGAUUGGCUUCCGGACUCUACAGGUUCGGGGGACUGACUAUGCUAAACUUCAUGUUCUCUGCCUCAGGCUUGGAAGGCUGAGGUUACAGGACCACCCAGGGCCACUGGAAUGGCUUUCAUUCUGUUCUCACCUCCAUUAUUCAUCUGUAAAAUGGGACCACUCACGGCCGGGCGUGGUGGCACACGCCUUUAAUCUCAGGCACUCGGGAGGCAGAGGCAGGCAGAACUCUGAGUUCAGCCUGGUCUACAGAGUGAGUUUCAGGAUAGCCAGGUCUACACAGAGAAACCCUGUCUGGUUAAAACAAAACAAAACAAAACAAAACAAAAACAAACAAACAAAAAAUGGGACCACUCAUUCAAAAAGUCUUGCAAUAGUUUAAUGUUCAAAAUCUUUUUUUUUUUUUUAAUUUUAAAGAAGGUGUGUGAGCCGGGCAUGGUGGUGCACGCCUUUAAUCCCAGCACUCGGGAGGCAGAGGCAGGCAGAUUUCUGAGUUCGAGGCCAGCCUGGUCUAUAGAGUGAGUUCCAGGACAGCCAGGGCUACACAGAGAAACCCUGCCUCGAAAAACCAAAAAAAG
This is a messenger RNA of Mus musculus (house mouse), 4105 nucleotides long. RefSeq names its product cyclic nucleotide binding domain containing 2 (gene Cnbd2). NCBI's taxonomy places the organism in Eukaryota, Metazoa, Chordata, Mammalia, Rodentia, Muridae. The transcript has 9 exons. The coding region runs from base 136 to 1296 and encodes 386 amino acids. Gene Ontology annotation, cellular component: cytosol; sperm midpiece. The record is from RefSeq and is a predicted model, not a curated record.